Hemicordylus capensis (graceful crag lizard) is the source of this 7887-nucleotide messenger RNA. It is a transcript of the gene BRCA1, whose product is annotated as BRCA1 DNA repair associated. NCBI's taxonomy places the organism in Eukaryota, Metazoa, Chordata, Lepidosauria, Squamata, Cordylidae. The transcript is spliced from 23 exons. Gene Ontology annotation, molecular function: DNA binding; ubiquitin-protein transferase activity; zinc ion binding. Gene Ontology annotation, cellular component: plasma membrane; nucleus; BRCA1-A complex. The record is from RefSeq and is a predicted model, not a curated record. The coding region runs from base 318 to 5588 and encodes 1756 amino acids. Gene Ontology annotation, biological process: double-strand break repair via homologous recombination; dosage compensation by inactivation of X chromosome; chordate embryonic development.
ACAACUGACAAACAACGUCCCACGCCCUUUCCCCGAGUGUUAUGUCUUGCUUCCGCGGAGGGCUCCGUUCUGGAUCAUGUGAUCAUGACGGAUGCGGAAGCGGCCCGACGAUUGGUUGGCAACUGGUUGCCUAGGUGACUGUCGAGGAAGGCGCGAAAGCGACGUGUGAUACAUACUUGGCGGGGAGAGAGAGUCGAAAGUGAGUUAAGGAGGGCGGAGGGUAACAGACACAGGCCGCUUAGGGGAGACAGAGCUUGGUAAGGGAAGGCUGCAUUAAAGUGGAGGGGAGCCUGAGAUGACAGGCCUUGUUCCCCUGGAUGAUGGCAGAGGCCAGAGUGUUCCGCCCGUCAGCUAUGCCAACCCAGGGUAUAAAGGGAGCUAUGGAGUCCCUUAGUCCAAGAAUUGCUGAGGUUCAUGGAAUGCUGCUAGCUAUGCUGAAGAACUUGGAAUGCCCAAUAUGUCUGGAGGUGAUAAAGGAGCCAGUCUCAACAAAUUGUGCCCACAUCUUCUGCAGGUUCUGUACAGUUAAGCUCUUCAAACAGAAGAAAGGUGUAACACAGUGUCCCCUGUGCAAUGCCAAAGUCACCAAAAGGAGUCUACAGGAAGACGUCCGAUUUAAACAAGUAAUUGAAGGGGUGCUGGAAACCGUCCAUGCUUUUGAGCGUGAUACAGGGCUUAAGUUUGCAGAUGAUCAGUGUUUUCCUAAGAAAGCUAUAGCUACUGCUUCCGCUUCAGUCCCACAGAAAGAACAGCCCUUUAUUGACAGUAAAGGCUACAGGAACAGACUGAAAAAUGUGAAGGGGAAAAAGAAGGGAAAUACUUCCUUGGGGGAGAACUCCAACUUGCCACCAGGCAAUGGAAUUGUCACAAGACACUCUCUGAGGAAUAAAAGAAACUCCAAUAAAGCCAUCUCCUUGGAAAUUGGAUCUGACUCAUCUGAAGAUCUCUUUAAGAAGGCACAUACGGUCAGAUGUGUGGAUUUUGAAAGCGAUUCUGGUUCUCAAGAUGAUGGAUGUACCAAGAAGCAAAGCCCAAGCCUGUGUCAUAUAAAGCUCACUGAGCCAAGCGCUGAAGAUGUGGCACCAUUAGAUAUCCUAGGUGCAUGUGGUUUCUUGGAGGAAGGACUAGGAAGCACAGAAGGCACUCAAGAAAACACUGGAAAUGUAGAAGUUGAGGAAAAUGGGGCUGUGGAGAAGAGCCAGAGUUUAUUUGUUCCAGAUCCCUUCACAAAGGAGCAUGACAGCAAAUCUUAUUCCAGAUCUGUACAGGAGGAUGAAGCCACAAAGACCACCACAGACAAAAGGACAAGUAAUAAUGUAGAAACAGUUGGCAUUGUGCUGCCUGCUGGAAUUGCACAAACCUGUGCCAUCCUGUCUGAAGUUGAGCAACAGCAGCUGCAGACCCAGGCUUCACCUGAUAUUCCUUUAAGUCAAGUCUCUGGGAAGAAACUGAGGCAGAGCAUCCAGAAAGUGAAUGAGUGGCUUUCUAAAAGCAAGAAGAGUGCUCACACUGAGGAGGUGGCUCAAGAUCUGGAUCCACGCUUGUUGAAUGUAGACUCACCUAGCUCACAGAAGGACAAACGGAUAGAAGAAGAGGAAUUGACAAUAUGUGAUGGUGACAGGCUUUUGUCCAAACCAAUUUCCUCUAAAAUUGAAGAUAAAAUAUUUGGGAAAACAUACAAAAGGGAACGCAAGUCAACCCCCCGUUGGAAUGAGAAGAAAGCAAUCCAGAUCUCAACAGAAGAAGGCACUGCUGUGAAUAUCAAAUCUUGUGAUACACCUGUAAGGAAAACCUUAAUGCGAAAGAGGAAGGCUUCAUCAGAAUUGACACCUGAGGAUUUCAUCAGGAGGCAGGAUGUGAAAGCAAGCAUUAAGAGGCCUGGUGAAGAUGAAGAUCCUAAUUUGGAAGAGGGUGGCCAAGGUUAUCUUGCUAAUAAAAGUCCUGUGCCUGAGGAAAAGGAAGCUGAGUUUCCAGCAGAACCUGUCAAGAAAGGUGUAUCCAUUUUGAAAGCUGAUACCAGCAACUCAGCUCACUUGAGAACUCCAAAGAAGAGAACUAACUCUUUGAGCAAGAGGAACAGGCAAUUAGUUGGGCCAGUUGCUGCUUUGCAGUCAGUGAUGGAUAGAAGUUCCAGGUCCCCUGGGAAGGAUGAGAUGCAGAUAGACAGCUACCCAAGCAGUGAGGAACCAAAAGAGGAAGGUCCAGGCCAGAAGCAAAUCAGGCGGAGCAGGAGGCUUCAGGUACUGACAGAAGAAGCCCAGAGGGGUGAUAGGAGACUUCAGUUGCAUACAGAAGGAACCUGGAGGGAAAGGGAGCCAGCAAAGAGAGGAAAGAAGCAAGUGGAAGAAAGAGAGAGGAAACAAAGUGGGUCUCAGGUGGGAAACAUUUCAUCCUCUCCCUCUGUAGCAGAUGAUGACCCCACCAUAUUGCAAGGCAGGCUGCAGGAGCAUAUGCCUUGGUUGGGUGCCAACCUGAUGGGCAUGGAAGAUGCUGCAGAUAAGGUUUGUACUAAUCCUACAACCUCUCCUAGUGUGUUGGGAGUUGUUAAAGGUACCCCAACUGUUGAACAAACAGCAGAGGACAAGCAGCAGAGUCCUCCUUGCAUUGUUCCCAAUGACUCUCAAGGGAGCUGCUCACUCUUGCAGCUUCAUUCUAGGAAGGUGAGGCAAAAGACUUUUGAGGACAAACAGUUCAAAGCAGUACCACAGUCUGAGAAAAGUGCAUCGUGUGCCCAAGAACUGAAGAGUGAUGGGUUUUGUACGAGGGAUAUGACAGAAAGCUACAAAGUCCCCAAAACAGGUGGUAAAGCAGGGGCUUUAGAGUUAAAUCCAGAAACUGAUGACAGUGAACUGGAGACAGGCUUCAUGCGGAAGAUAUUCAGCCGCUGCAAACGCCAAUCAUUCUUGCUGCAUCCAAGUCCAAUGAAGGAAUCUGCUGCAGAAAUUCAAAGGGAGCCGAGCACAGACUGUGUGCAAGACAGCAAGUCUGAUUGUGUGAGGAAAUCAGUUCAAGAUGUAGACAGGAUUUAUGAGGAAAGAGGACAAGCUCUUACUUGUGAGGUGACCAAAGGCAUCUCUGUCCAAAGUCUGUCAUCUUGCACCUCCAGUUUCCCUGAGCAUGAGAGUAGAACUGAGCACUUCCAGGUUGCUUUACAAGCUCCAUCUCCUGACCAUCCAUCUAUUCCGGUGCGUUCUGCCAGUAAGAGAGCUGAGGGCAGAAAUCAGCUACAGAGUAUAAAUCCAGGAAGUGAAAAGGAAGCACCCCCAGAAAUGGGAGAAACUGCAAACAUGGAUGGCAGCAGCAGAAGCCCAAGUUUAAGUCCCAUUAAUGAAAUAAAUUCCUAUACAGACUGUUUUCAAGGAAUAGGACCUGAAGGUGCUGAAAACAAAAGGCUGGCAUUGAGCUCCCAGCCAGAACUAGUACAGUUGUGUCCUGAAGCUUGUCAGCAACCACGUCCUGAAUUCAGCUCUGUCCACACUGGAGGGGAAAGUAGCACAAUGGAACAAAAGCAACUGAAGAGCAGCAUAGAACAAGCAAUAGAAAUUUCCAGCCCAGGUAUUCCCAGGUGCCUGGCUUCUGGAGAUAAUUUGGAACAGUCCACUGAGAGAGAGUUUCACAGCUUUCCACUGUUGUCAGAAACACCGAAGGGCUCGCUGGGUCCAGGCAAUGAAGGCAAAAAAAGUCCAUCUAAUUUUGGGGAAAUGGGCAAGAAAGGCAUCUUGGCUGUGUUUGCUAAAACUGAUGAGGAAACUCCCCAUAAGAGAGACCUCAACAGCAGCAACGGAUCCAAAUCAAAAUGUAAAGGCCUUGUUAGAGCAUGCCGGAGGCUGGUGCGGAAGCUGUCAUCCUCAGAAGAAGAAAGUUCCAGUGAAGAUGAAGAGUUGCCAUGCUUUCAGGCACUGAUAUUUGAUCAAUCAGCAAGUACACCACUGCAGGCAAUGAAAGAGAAGGAGAAAUCAGCAGAGAUUCUAGCAGCAAGCCGCAGAAGUCACCUCAAACCCAAGGAUAAGGAGGCCUCUCUAAGUCAGGAAUCAGGGUAUUCUGUGAACCUCUUUUCCUCACAGUCACAUGCAUCUGAAGAUGACCCUAGCAAAUUUCAUGACUCGGGACCUAGAAUUCCAGCUUCCACAGGAAAUCUGACAAGUUCAAGUAUGAGUAAAAAGGCCUCUCAAACGAAGGACAAAGUCUCCAGAGAUGCUGGGCAACUGAAAGAUGGAUGCCAAGAACAUAUGAAUGCAGAACUCAAUUUAGGUGAAGAAACAAUGGACUAUGACAGCGAAGCUAGCCACAUGUGGGAUUCAUCGGGCCUGUCCUCCCAGAGUGAAACCCUCACCACACAACAAAGAGAUGCCAUGCAGAACAAUUUAAAAGAACUCCAGCAGAAGAUGGCUAUUCUUGAAGCAGUUCUUCAGGAAACCCAGAGUGAUGACUCAAAAGAGUUGCCACUGCCUUGUGACAAGAGCAGAAAAGAUCAGAAAGGGGGAGUGGCAUCGCUUGUGGAAGCAAAUUCUGAAAACUGGAAAACAAGCAAUUCAAAAGAGUCUUUGUCUGAACUGCCAGCUACACCAGAAUAUCCCAUCAACAGCAAAUAUAUGGACCCAGUGGUUCAGCAGUGUCAGAAUGCACAUGAAUCAGGAAGUACAGCAAAGUUGAGACCUCGAAGCAAACAAAGACUCACAGAUGCCUUACCUCCUGCCAGAAGCGUACAUAGCACUCCAGGCAGAUACUCCACCUCCAUAUCUAAGUCUGAAGAGCACACUUUAAGCUGUUUGGCCACCAGGGGGUCUCCUGCUGCUGCACAAGAUACAGACCAAUCAAGUGCUACAAGACACAAGGCACAGGGAAGGCCACACUCUUCCUUGGCACCCAUCACACACUGCAGUUCUGGGAAAGCUAAUCCUAAGAGUUCACUUUUCACUAUCACGAGAAAUAUGUCUCUGGUAGCAUCAGGUUUAAAACAAGGCGAGCUGCGACUAGUGCAGAAGUUUGCCAGGAAAACUGAGAGCGCUUGGUCUAAUAAAGUUACUGAAGAAACAACCCAUGUAGUCAUGAAAACGGAUGAGGAUCUAGUCUGUGAGCGGACUCUGAAAUACUUCCUGGGUAUUGCUGCACGGAAAUGGGUGGUGAGUUACCAGUGGAUUGUACAGUCACUCAAGGAAGGAAGAGUCCUAGAUGAGGAGGAGUUUGAAGUGAGAGGAGAUGUAAUCAAUGGGAGAAGCCAUCAAGGGCCUAAAAGAGCAAGGGAAUCUCAUGCUGGAAAGCUUUUCCAAGGACUGGAAAUAUGCUGCUAUGGGCCAUUCACUGACUUGCUUCCAGAACAACUAGAGUGGAUGGUAGAACUAUGUGGUGCCUCCCUGGUGAAGCAGCCUCAUUUAUUUGCAUGUGCAACGAACUCAGCUGCUGUGGUGGUGGUUCAGCCCGAUGCUUGGGUGGAAGAUGCUGGCUGCCAAGAGUUCCUGUUGCAAUGCAAUGCGACUGUAGUUGCACGUGAGUGGGUGCUUGACAGCGUUGCGUGCUACCAACGCCGGAUGUUUGAUGACUACAUUGUGCAACAGGCAAAGUGUGAUGACCCUUUGGAAUCCUCAUAGGCGCAGAAUCUUCCAGACAGCAUGUUUGUGGUCCUUUUGUGUGAAAGACUUCUGUACAGAUUGUGGUGUUUUGGGGGGUGGUUUUGUUGUUGUUUUUUGAGGAUAAAUAUUGCAGUGGGCAUAAAAGUGCCUUGUGUCUUGCCAAAGGCAGAACUUAAAACUCUGUAUUAGGAUAGCUCUUGCAAUAAGUCAAGAAAUAAUAUGUUCCUCUGAGGUGAUGCAGAUGAAUUAUUUAAUAUUUGGAUACUGCCUUGUUUAUGGGGGUGGGGUGCUUUUUUCUUUCCACACAAUGUCUUGGAGAUGUAUUCAUUUGUAAGAAUUUAUAUGGAGCUCAGGGCUUUAACUAACUCAGGAAGGUUGCAGCGGUUUAUCCGCUUGCUUCCUGUGAGGGUGUUCAAAAGCCUGCCACAUACAAAGAUGCUCUUGUUCUGGAUCACUGGCAUAACUUUUCUAAUUGGAAGCAUUGCCAGCCUGGUGAAUACACAAAAAGUCAAUGCAAAGGAUCUUUGUGUCAUGAGGCAACAUCUGCCAAGUCAUAAUUCCUGUGUUUUGCAAGGAAUAAUCCAGAAGUGAUCUCCCUAAAUAAACUGAGCCUCUUUGCACACUUUACCUUUACCCUUCCUAGCAAGCUACAACAAACCCUUUUCAUUGACGACAUAUUGGAAGCUAGUGAAGGCCCAGCCAUUAUAUCACUGACAAAAUAGCCCUUCGAAAUCCCUGGCUGCUUCUGAUACUGAAGGAACAGAGAAGUUGUCUUUGAGACGACAGAAUAUUUUCUGUUCCAUGUUGCCAAGCAAUUGAACUUCAGAAAUAAAGUUGCAUGCUCACAGCCAAAAGAGAAAAUGGAUCCUAUUCCUGGAGUUCUAAGGAGAACUUGCCAAUGGGCAACUUUUGAAAGAGCUCUAUACUGCCUCCCUGAUAGAGCUCAGCUCAGUUCUGGACAUCUGUAAAAUGGGGAAGGGAUCCAUACACUGUAAUUCUGAAAGCAAAUAAGACAAGUGCAGAUUUUUCUCAAUUGUACAAUGCUAGUAUAUGUGUGUGUAUGUAUGUAUGUGAAUGAAAGAACUCUCACACAGCUAGGUUUUCUGAUUUGGGAUUGGAAUUUAUAUCCUUCCACCCCCCUCUAUCUCACUGAUGAACCCAAGACAGCUUACAUGAACAAAUACUUUAAAACUGUAAAACAACUCAUUGUACAGAGUGUUGUAAAACACACCAGUAAAUACCAAAAGCACUCAAACUGCAGCACAAAAAUUUCUGGUUUUCAGUGGAAAGGAGUUUCAUGGGAGCAGAGCUGUCUCUCUCAAAAGGCCUUGCUGCACCAUCCAGCCGCACGUUUUACUCUGCUAGGAAGGAGCAGGGCUCCUCCUUGAGAUCUUAAUGGGCCGCGAGGAGGGGUUUCUCAAGGGAGACAUUCCUGUUAGAGAAAGAGGCCUGGACAAAACUGUAGUACAGGAGCAGCUCAGCUGCCUCUGCACUGAAAGGAGAUGAUGAAGGGUGAAGGUAGAAAAGGCCCAUCUGGCAUGGUCCCAAGCAGAAUGAGAGCUCCUUCCACCCUCAUCUGCCCCUUCUCAGAAGUUGACUGGACAGGCACAGGGUAAGCAGGACUUCUUUCUUAGAAGUCCCAGGGGCUUGCUCACUGGCUGCCCUUUGUUCCAAGCAUGGGCUCCAAGCAGUGUAUAGUUUACUCUGUUUUAAUAUUUUAAACGUUUUGCAGUAGAUUUUUACUGCAUUCUAUUUUUUAUAAGGUUGUUACCUGGCCUGAGGCUGUCUAGAUACCAGCAGGUUUAUACGUUUUAUGAAUACGUUAAUAAAUGAAGUUUGCAUUUUGCAAGCAGAGAUGCAGACCUCUGGCUGCUGUUCUCCCCAGAUCCAAACCUGAAGAGCUAAUAGAACUUACAAACCUGCUGUAUCCAGAGGGCCCUAGGGAAUGUAACAACGAAGACACAUAAGAUUGAUAGACUAAGAUUUGUUCCAUCAAGUGACAGCCCUCCUAGAUAUAGAUACAUGUGUGCAUCAUGUAAUACAAAAAUAUGGGCAGGCUUAGAGCACAUGAGCAAUGAUUGAAAACAGCAGUUACUAUGCAAAAGCUCACAUAACUUUGUGCCCUGUUUAACCACAGUGCCACAGACUUGUUGGAUUUGGAUCCUGGAAUUUAAAGCAGGGGUUCUUCACCUGGACUCCAUGCCCCACUGGAGUCCAUGAGGUAGUCCAGGUGAUCUGUGGAAAAUAUUGGCUGCACUGAAUUUAAUUUGCUUCCUGGUGAGCAGGUUACUUUCAAGGAUAAAGUUCUUGAAAAUAA